CUGUCAAGUUGCAGUGUCUUAAUAACAUUAGUUACUCAGUUUCUUAUUUUUUAUCCUCUUUUUUCUCCAUGAUUUGAUUACUAUUAAGUAUUCUAUUAAGUAUUUUUACAGUCUGGAGAAAAGAUGACUUCCCAAAAAGAUGUCCUGAGAAAAAAUCUGAAGCUAGUCCAUGGCUGUCCCAUCACCUAUGCUUUUGCAAACAACUGGGAAAAGAUUGAACAGUUCCAAAGCAGGCCAGAUGACAUCGUGAUAGCCACUUACCCCAAAUCAGGUACCACUUGGAUUAGUGAAAUUUUGGACAUGGUUCUAAAUGAUGGAGAUGUUGAAAACUGUAAGCGAGAUGUUAUAACUGUGAAAGUUCCAAUGCUGGAAAUGGCUCUUCCUGGACUAAGGACUUCAGGUAUAGAACAAUUAGAGAAGAAUCCAUCACCCCGGCUUGUGAAGACACAUCUACCAAUUGAUCUCAUUCCUAAGUCUUUCUGGGAAAACAACUGCAAGAUGAUUUAUCUGGCUCGAAAUGCCAAGGAUGUUGCAGUCUCAUUUUACCAUUUUGACUUAAUGAAUAAUUUACAACCUCUUCCGGGAACCUGGGGAGAAUAUCUAGAGAAAUUCUUGACUGGAAAUGUGGCCUUUGGCUCCUGGUUUAAUCAUGUUAAAAGCUGGUGGAAGAAAAAGGAAGAACACCCAAUACUUUUCUUAUUCUAUGAAGAUAUGAAAGAGAAUCCAAAGAAAGAAAUCAAGAAGAUUGUUAGAUUUCUAGAGAAGAACCUGAAUGAUGAGAUCUUGGAUAAGAUCAUCCAUCAUACCUCCUUUGAAAUGAUGAAGGACAACCCUCUGGUGAAUUAUACACAUCUACCAAGUACAGUGAUGGAUCACAGUAAAUCCUCUUUUAUGCGCAAAGGGAUUGUAGGUGACUGGAAGCAUUACUUCACUGUCGCCCAAAAUGAGAAAUUUGAUGCCAUUUAUAAGAAGGAAAUGUCUGAAACUGAACUUCAUUUCCGCACAGAGAUUUAAAGAGCCUAAACUGAAAAUCUGAAGAGAGAAGUCUGACCUGCAGUUCGUUGAAACAGGGGCAGUUAUGACUUGAUUUGGGCAAUCGAAUGGUUUUA
Messenger RNA from Balaenoptera musculus (blue whale), 1109 nucleotides. RefSeq names its product sulfotransferase family 1B member 1 (gene SULT1B1). NCBI's taxonomy places the organism in Eukaryota, Metazoa, Chordata, Mammalia, Artiodactyla, Balaenopteridae. Gene Ontology annotation, cellular component: cytoplasm. The record is from RefSeq and is a predicted model, not a curated record. The coding region runs from base 124 to 1014 and encodes 296 amino acids. The transcript has 7 exons. Gene Ontology annotation, biological process: sulfation. Gene Ontology annotation, molecular function: sulfotransferase activity.